AUGGAUAAGAUGAGCAAAUGUGUCGAGGAAGAGGAAGACAGAGCAAAGUCUGUUAUGUCCGACUGUCUGUCCAUGAAGAGUGACUGGUCUAAAGGUCUUCAACCAGACUUCAGGAAAGAACCAGGACCCUCAGAGGAGGACAGAGCGAAGUCUGUUAUGUCCGACUGUCUGUCUAUGAAGAGUGACUGGUCUAAAGGUCUUCAACCAGACUUCAGGAAAGAACCAGGACCCUCAGAGGAGGACAGAGCGAAGUCUGUUAUGUCCGACUGUCUGUCUAUGAAGAGUGACUGGUCUAAAGGUCUUCAACCAGACUUCAGGAAAGAACCAGGACCCUCAGAGGAGGGCAGAGCAAAGUCUGUUAUGUCCGACUGUCUGUCUAUGAAGAGUGACUGGUCUAAAGGUCUUCAACCAGACUUCAGGAAAGAACCAGGACCCUCAGUUGGACAGUAAGAGAAAAACUUUUUAACCACCAAACUCCCAAACAGUAAUUUAUGAUGCUCUAAAUUCUGACCCCUCUGUUUUACACCAAAAAUGAUCUCCUCUGCUUUCCAAAUAGUAAUUUUCCUCUUCAACCUGUCAACCUGGAGAAAGGGUUGGCAAAGAAAAAGUCUCUGAGCACAUAUUUGCUUAUUAUUCAUAAUAUUUAUAAAAAUGAAGGGCGUAUAAAACAGCAUUUUAAAAGGAUUCUGAUCUCUGUAUUUUCUUAUUAAGUUCAUGUGUUUGAGAUGUUUUUAGUCUGUAAGUCUUUGGACUGUGGUGCAUAGACCCCAGAAAACAGUCUGUGGGUCACAAAAUACCAGGAGACCAAAGAAGAAAUAAAUCUUGAGAAAUAAAAACUGAUUCAAAGAAUCUGUUUGUUAUUCGACCUUUUGAUCUGAUUGGUCAAAAAAUGUUUUAAACUGUCAGAGAAAAAUCUCUCUACCUUCAAAACACAUAACUAAAAUCACAGUUCAGUUUUUCUCAUGUCACGACACUUUUAGGCAGCAGCAGGUUAAUAUUUUGCAGGAGAUUGUUUUAUGUUAGAGAAAAUAGUGUCAUCAGAAACUCUGGUUAAAUCAAUGCUUCUAAUUUUGUAUCUUUCAAAAAUUAAAUGAUAAUAUUCAAGAAAAUAAAUGUCCUUUAUUUCCUCAGAGAGACAUUGAGAUGUGACUCUAUGGAGGAGCAGCUGUCCAGAUAUCUCAGCUCUGAUAGAAGUAAGUCUGAACAUCUGUCCUUUAAAGUCUCUUUCUCUGAAAACACAGCUGAUUAUUUAUCACAAAGAAGUUUUUGUGUUGAGCAGUUUGGAUUAUAAUUUUUUUCUUCUCUUUCAGUAGAUCCCGGUCUGCAGGAGGUUUUAGAUGACCAUAAGAUCAGUCUGAAGAGGAGAUGUGAACAUGUGAAUGAAGGAAGUGAUGAAGCAGGAAGUAGUCAAACCCUCCUCAACAGGAUCUUCACUGAGCUCUACAUCACAGAGGGACUGAGUGAAGAGGUGAACACACAACCAUGA
This is a messenger RNA of Xyrichtys novacula (pearly razorfish), 1486 nucleotides long. Lineage: Eukaryota; Metazoa; Chordata; Actinopteri; Labriformes; Labridae. The record is from the annotation of a GenBank genome assembly.